Moneuplotes crassus is the source of this 1321-nucleotide messenger RNA. NCBI's taxonomy places the organism in Eukaryota, Ciliophora, Spirotrichea, Euplotida, Euplotidae. The record is from the annotation of a GenBank genome assembly.
UUUAGAAUUAAAAUUAUUUGAUAGCAAUGUCGAAGCAUAACCACAACCCUAUUCCUCAAGACUCUGAGACUAUUAACGACAUGUUCAACAAAGGACAGAACCCCCAUUCAAAAGCGAUGACAAUCGAACCAAAGCUAAGAGAAGGUAGAGAUUAUCAGUCAACUGCCAACAAAGACCUUAAACAUGACAUGAGCAAAAACUCAUAUAAUGAUUAUCAUCAAAAUGUGAUGAAAAAGCCAGGCUCUUCAGUAUCCAAAAAGAGCAGGACAUCAAGCUUGAAUUUUAAAAGGAGCUUAAAUGCUCAAUCCCGGAGUAUUCUAAAUAAAGAUAAAAAGAAUCUCAUCAAGGAAGGUCUUGAAGACAUAGAUCAUGAAAUGCAUUAUAUUGAUGAGAACAUUCCUGAAGAUGCACUUGAGGAGGAUGAAGAACUUGAUGGUUUAAUAAACUCUAACAAACUUCUUCGUGAAAAAGUCCACCACAUCUCUGAUAUAGUCCUAAGCGCUGUAGAGAAGGCUACAUCCCUCCGCAAACAAAUUAUUACUCAUAGGAACCAACCAGACGAUGAAGAACUUAAGAGCAAACUGAAGGAGAUAAAUAAAUAUCAAAAAGCUAUAAUGAAGAUAAAAUACCCUCGUAAAUAAAGAAGACUAUAAAGAAAAAGAAAUCAGAGAUCAAAUGAAGAUUCUCACUCAAGAGAUCCAAGAGUUAGAGGAAAAGCAGAUUCAAUUCUUUAAGAAGCAGAACAAUACUAAGAACAGAGCUUAUGAAGAACUUGUAAGAGGAAACCAGGAAAAAUAACCUAAGAGUGGUCACACUUAAAAGUAGUUUACAGCAAGAAAAAGAAAUAGUUACUCAAUUAGAACAAGAAUGUAAGCAGAGUGAAGCUGAAUACAAUGUCGGAAUGAAACAGUUAAUGACUAUUAAUUCACAAUGCAGAGCUGUUGUAGAAAAGAGAAUGGCCCUUAAAAAUGGCAAAGUUAAACCAGAUGAAUCAGAGGUAGCAAAAGAAGACAGAAUGAUUGCAGAUAUUCAGAAAAAGAAAAUUAUAAAAAGAAUAGCUAAAAAUAAACUUACCCAAUUUAAGAUGAAGGUAAAAGCCCAAAAAGAUAAGAAUCGAGAUAUUGAUAAAGAGAUUAUGGAAAUUAAGGAAGCUAUUCAAGAAAAGAUAGAAAAGAAUGAACAGAUGAGCAAGAGAGUUAAAGAAUUAAAGGGAAUGUUCAUGCAAAGACCGAAUGAUACAACAAUAUCUAAUACAAGAGCUCCACCUUCUCCAGAUCACACAGGAAAGCUCUAAGAGAAUUUUUCAAUUGGUUUAAUAAAA